Closterium sp. Naga37s-1 is the source of this 2523-nucleotide messenger RNA. The record is from the annotation of a GenBank genome assembly. Lineage: Eukaryota; Viridiplantae; Streptophyta; Zygnematophyceae; Desmidiales; Closteriaceae.
AUGGACCGAUUGGACCAACUGGCCUGUUGGUCCUAUGGACCGGUUGGACCAACUGGCCUGUUGGUCCUAUGGACCGGUUGGAUCAACUGGCCUGUUGGUCCUAUGGACCGGUUGGACCAACUGACGUGUUGGUUCUAUGGACCGGUUGGACCAACUUGCCUGUUGGUCCUAUGGACCGGUUGGACCAACUGGCAUGUCGGUCCUAUGGACCGGUUUGACCAACUGGCCUGUUGGUCCUAUGGACCGGCUGGACCAACAGGCCUGUUGGCCGAAUGGACCGGCUGGACCAACAGGCCUGUUGGCCGAAUGGACCGGUUGGACCAACUGGCCUGUUGGCCGAACGGACCGGUUGGACUAACUGGCCUGUUGGUCCUAUGGACCGGUUGGACCAACUGGCCUGUUGGUCCUAUGGACCGGUUGGACCAACUGGCCUGUUGGUCCUAUGGACCGGUUGGACCAUCUGGCAUGUUGGUCCUAUGGACCGGUUGGACCAACUGGCCUGCUGGUCCUAUGGACCGGUUGGACCAACUGGCCUGCUGGUCCUAUGGACCGGUUGGACCAACUGGCCUGUUGGUCCUAUGGACCGGUUGGAGCAACUGGCCUGUUGGUCCUAUGGACCGGUUGGACCAACUAGCAUGUUGUUCCUAUGGACCGGUUGGACCAACUGACCUUUUGGCCGAAUGGACCGGUUGGACCAACUGGCUUGUCGACCGAAUGGACCGGUUGGACCAACUGGCCUGUCGGCCGAAUGGACCGGUUGGACCAACUGGCAUGUUGGUCCUAUGGACCGGUUGGACCAACUGGCCUGUUGGCCGAAUGGACCCGUUGGACAAACUGGCCUGUUGGUCCUAUGGACCGGUUGGACCAACUGGCCUGUUGGUCCUAUGGACCGGUUGGACCAACUGGCCUGUUGGUCCUGUGGACCGGUUGGACCAACUGGCCUGUUGGUCCUGUGGACCGCAUGUUGUUCCUAUGGACCGGUUGGACCAACUGACCUUUUGGCCGAAUGGACCGGUUGGACCAACUGGCCUGUCGACCGAAUGGACCGGUUGGACCAACUGGCCUGUCGGCCGAAUGGACCGGUUGGACCAACUGGCAUGUUGGUCCUAUGGACCGGUUGGACCAACUGGCCUGUUGGCCGAAUGGACCCGUUGGACAAACUGGCCUGUUGGUCCUAUGGACCGGUUGGACCAACUGGCCUGUUGGUCCUAUGGACCGGUUGGACCAACUGGCCUGUUGGUCCUGUGGACCGGUUGGACCAACUGGCCUGUUGGUCCUGUGGACCGGUUGGACCAACUGGCCUGUUGGUCCUAUGGACCGGUUGGACCAACUAGCCUGUUGAUCCUGUGGACCGGUUGGACCAACUGGCCUGUUGGUCCUGUGGACCGGUUGGACCAACUGGCCUGUUGGUCCUAUGGACCGGUUGGACCAACUAGCCUGUUGAUCCUGUGGACCGGUUGGACCAACUGGCCUGUUGGUCCUGUGGACCGGUUGGACCAACUGGCCUGUUGGUCCUAUGGACCGGUUGGACCAACUGGCCUGUUGGUCCUAUGGACCGAUUGGACCAACUGGCCUGUUGGUCCUAUGGACCGGUUGGACCAACUGACCUUUUGGCCGAAUGGACCGGUUGGACCAACUGGCCUGUCGACCGAAUGGACCGGUUGGACCAACUGGCCUGUCGGCCGAAUGGACCGGUUGGACCAACUGGCAUGUUGGUCCUAUGGACCGGUUGGACCAACUGGCCUGUUGGCCGAAUGGACCCGUUGGACAAACUGGCCUGUUGGUCCUAUGGACCGGUUGGACCAACUGGCCUGUUGGUCCUAUGGACCGGUUGGACCAACUGGCCUGUUGGUCCUGUGGACCGGUUGGACCAACUGGCCUGUUGGUCCUGUGGACCGGUUGGACCAACUGGCCUGUUGGUCCUAUGGACCGGUUGGACCAACUAGCCUGUUGAUCCUGUGGACCGGUUGGACCAACUGGCCUGUUGGUCCUGUGGACCGGUUGGACCAACUGGCCUGUUGGUCCUAUGGACCGGUUGGAUCAACUGGCCUGUUGGUCCUAUGGACCGAUUGGACCAACAGGCCUGUUGGUCCUAUGGACCGAUUGAACCAACUGGCCUGUUGGCCGAAUGGACCGGUUGGACCAACUGGCCUGUUGGUCCUAUGGACCGGUGGACCAACUGGCCUGUUGGUCCUAUGGACCGGUUGGACCAACUGGCAUGUUGGUCCUAUGGACCGAUUGAACCAACUGGCCUUUUGGUCCUAUGGACCGGUUGGACCAACUGGCCUGUUGGUCCUAUGGACCGGUUGGACCAACUUGCAUAAUGUUCCAAUGGACCUGUUGGACCAACUGACGUGUUGGUCCUAUGGACCGGUUGGACCAACUGGCCUGUUGGUCCUAUGGACCGGUUGGACCAACUGGCCUGUUGGUCCUAUGGACCGGUUGGACCAACUGGCCUGUUGGUCCUAUGGACCGGUUGGACCAACUGGCCUGUUGGUCCUAUGGACCGGUUGGACCAACUAG